Messenger RNA from Paraglomus occultum, 698 nucleotides. Lineage: Eukaryota; Fungi; Glomeromycota; Glomeromycetes; Paraglomerales; Paraglomeraceae. The record is from the annotation of a GenBank genome assembly.
AUUACUGGUCUCGGGAUCCUCGAUUAUGGGGAAACGUUCACGACUGGGAUCUCUACUGGAUUAAAGAACAAAAGGAUUCUCGUAGAAUCACCAAACAUAAUUCCCAUACGGCUCUGUCCGACGAGCUGAGGGAUCUAGAAAAAAUUUUUACAGACAGCUCGCAAACAGCCUAUGAAGCAAUCAAUAAGCUGCGGAAGGAUUUGAAGGAAACGCCGUGUGUGCGUGGUUAUGGAAACGUUGAGUGGCUGAGCCGCGCGUUCAGACGAGGAUCGCCUGCUUUAGCUAAACCUAUGGGCCGAGUGUCAGCGGGGGAAGGCCGAGCGUCUGUGGCUUCAUAUCAAGGAAAUAUGAAACUUUGGGAGACGAGCAAUCUAAUUGCAUCGCUAAAUCAAGAAUCUAAAUUGGUUGAUAUGCAAUUAGAAGUCGAUAAGAAAAAGGGAUUCCGAUCUGGUCUGCAGAUUGCGCGGAAAGGCUUCCAAUUAUACUCUGACAUAGAGUUUGACACGGUAGAACGAGAGCGGAAGAGAACGCGAACCGGCAGCCCACUGAGCGAAGGUUCAGAUCACACUGAAGGAAACGAGUCUGUGAUAAAGCCGCCUGUUUUCAAACUCAAAGAAUGCCGAAGCGAUGAAGCGGAAAGCAAAACCGACAGCCGUCGAAAGAGUCUUUCUUCGCUACGGAGCGUCAAAGAUCAUUGA